UUUUCCAAAAAAACUUUUUUCACUACUAUAUGCACAACGACGCCGAAGAAGAAGGCGGACAAACUGAAGCAACUUGCUCGCCGUGAAACGAAGCCGGAGAAGAAGCUGAAACAACUUUCUCACGGUGAUACGACGCCGGAGAAGCAGCUGAAACAAUAACCUUGUCUCCGUGAAACGACGUGGGAGAAGUAGCUGAAACAAGUUUGUCUUGGUGAAACGACGCCGGUGAGUUAACUGAAACAAAUUUAUCGCGGUGAAACGACACCGGAGAAGCAGCUGAAACGACAACUUUAUUGCCGCGAAUCAACGCCGGAGAAGCAGCUGAAGCAAACUUCUAACAGCUGAAACGACGCCGCUUGCUCAUUUUCCGAUUCGCUUGUCAGUUUAGACCGGAGUGUUUUGUAAAUAUGGAAUUUCCGUUGAUAGCUCGAUGUACGAAUACUCCAUCGACGACGUCGUUUUUAGGAUGUAAAGUGAGUUUAUGCGAUUUUCCGAUUAGAAACAAUUAUCGAGAUAAGAGGAAUUAUAAUGAGAAAUUUUCGGUAGUGAGAAUUAAAGCUAUGGCGGAGAAGUCAAGUACCGGCGAGGCUUCAUCAGUUGAAAUUCGGGAGGGUGAAAAUGGAGGAGUAGGAUUCACGGGGUCUACUAUGGAGGUGACUACAUUCAACCAGAGCUUCAGUGAUGCGCAGUUACCCGUUUGGGAGAAAAUCGGUGCUGUUGUCAGACUCAGUUAUGGAAUCGGCAUCUAUGGAGCAAUGGCUUUAGCCGGAAAGUUCAUAUGCUCAAUAUCUGGAAUUGACUGCACAGGAGGGUUCAGUCCAUCAUUAGAUGCCAUUGUUGAAGGACUAGGAUAUGCAGUUCCACCCAUUAUGGCUCUUCUAUUUAUACUAGAUGAUGAAGUUGUGAAGCUAUCUCCUCAUGCGCGAGCAAUCAGGGAUGUUGAGGAUGAAGAGCUACGGAACUUCUUUUAUGGAAUGUCACCUUGGCAGUUCAUUCUGAUUGUCGCUGCUAGCUCUGUUGGAGAGGAACUUUUCUACCGUGCUGCUGUUCAGGGAGCUUUGGCUGACAUUUUCGUAAGGAGCACUGAUUUGGUGUCUGAUGCUCGAGGGAUGGCAUCAUUGACUGGUGUUUUGCCACCUUAUGUACCAUUUGCUCAAGCAUUUGCAGCUGUAAUGACAGCAGCUCUUACUGGUUCUUUAUAUUAUAUGGCUGCUUCUCCAAAAGAUCCUACCUAUGUUGUUGCACCAGUGCUGAAGUCGCGUUCAGGCCGUGAAGAUCUGAAAAAACUCUUUGCAGCUUGGUACGAGAGGCGGCAGAUGAAGAAGAUUUAUUCUCCUCUACUGGAAGCAAUACUAGCCCUUUACCUUGGGUUUGAAUGGAUCCAGGAAAUUGCAGGCCCCAUCGACGAGAUCACGAUAGACGGAUUGUUGGUUCAUCGACGGCCAUGCCCUCCCUCUGUGCUGCACAUCUAUAGUCUUGGUCAGAGACUAUGCAAAUGAGGACUCUUGUGAUUUGGAUAAGUGUUGGUCGACGGAUGGCAUCGACGCCCCAUCGACCAACGCAUGAUCUGUCGUCUGCCUCUCGUGGGUGCACACUGCCCAGGCAAUGUUUGACCUCACUUGCAAAGGUCCUCCUCAAGGGCCCUCGGUUGGUCAUUAGAGAGUCGUACUCGGACGUUUUGACCAUGAAUCUACUUAAAUAUAUGAUAGACACCCUUCCACCAAUUUUCAUCAUUUUUCGACUCCUAAAAGCUAGUCAAAUAGGCUAAGCACGCUAGUACCUCAUUGAACUACUUUUCGGACGUCAUGAAAGUUCUUGGACAUUUUGGUUCCUGGACUUCCUAAAUGACUUAUAUUCAUUA
Molecule: messenger RNA, 1861 nt
Organism: Solanum lycopersicum (tomato)
Lineage: Eukaryota; Viridiplantae; Streptophyta; Magnoliopsida; Solanales; Solanaceae
Gene: G
Product: protein STAY-GREEN
Biological process (GO): CAAX-box protein processing
Cellular component (GO): membrane
Molecular function (GO): metalloendopeptidase activity
Source: RefSeq, a predicted model, not a curated record